Neurospora hispaniola is the source of this 498-nucleotide messenger RNA. RefSeq lists its product as uncharacterized. Lineage: Eukaryota; Fungi; Ascomycota; Sordariomycetes; Sordariales; Sordariaceae. Bases 1 to 498 code for a protein of 165 amino acids. The transcript is spliced from 4 exons. The record is from RefSeq and is a predicted model, not a curated record.
AUGGGUCAAAGAGUCAUGAACCAAAGACUCCUGUUCGAUAGAGACCGUUAUGGAGAGCAAAUGUUGCCGUCCAUUCUUCCUAGAAAGGAGCAAGGGCGUAGGGCUCACAAGUACAGAGCUGGCCUCCGUACGGAGCUUACUGCGUUGUACAGACCUACGGAUUUAAGUCAGUUGGCUGAUAAGGCGGAUGACAGGCCCGACAAAGCUGAGAAGUUCGCGGACCCAACGGUUGUCCAGAUCUGGGGAGAUACAAGUGCGCAGGCAGUCAGUAUUGUACAUCUGGCAGAAACCGAGUUGGGCAGGACAAAUAGCAAAUUUGUGUAUAUGUGGUGCGUAGAUGUGCAUGUACAACAACAACAACAACAUCGGGACACCCUUGGAAAUAGGGUGCCUGCUAAGGGGGAUGAUGGCAGAUCAAUGACUCCAUGUUACCGGCUACUUCUCCCCCGGCAUGUCAUUCAGGUCGACACCUGCUGGCGGGAACUGUUUAUACCUUGA